CAAUUAGAAUGUGACAUUAAAGUGAAGUUUGACAGUGUUUGUUAUGUAGAAAAACUGAUUCAAAAAUAUUGAAUCUUUUAAAAUUACAAGACUUAAAGUGUUGACCGCAUUUGUGUUCUCUGCUGUAAAAGUGUUUGAGAAUCGCGUUAAUAUGGAUGAGUAUUCGUGAGUAUUCACGUGCGCUGUCGGCGGCGUAGCUCCUGAUUUAAACGGACUCCGCAAACAAUUUCGAUCAGUUGCUCGGCAAACUUUGAUCGGUCCGAUAAUCCCGGAAAGAAAUACCUUUCAAUUUCACCACAUCAAGUUCGAAUAUCGUCAGGCACACAGACCGGCACAGAGAAAUUCUACAAAAUUAUGGAAGUACAAGUGGGAUGGCCGAAGCUGCUCAAGAUGGGAGCCAAGAUGGUGGGCCACAAGUUCCAGCAAUACCGCCUCGCCACAGGUCACACGGUGGUGCUGGAUACCAACUACGGACAGGUACGGGGACUCCAAAGGAAAACGUUGUACGAUGAGGAGCUGUACUUUGCCUUUGAGGGAAUUCCCUAUGCAAAGCCCCCAGUGGGUGAGCUCCGAUUCAAGGCUCCACAGCUCCCAGAACCCUGGCAGGGAGUCCUCAAUUGUACCACAUACCGAUCUAAGCCUCUGCAAAGGAACAUGAUCCUGGGAAUUGUGGAGGGAAGUGAGGAUUGCCUGCACCUAAAUGUGUAUGCAAAGACUCUGAAAUCGGAGAAGCCCCUACCCGUGAUUGUGUGGAUAUAUGGCGGAGGAUUCCAGAAGGGAGAAGCCUCGAGGGACAUCUACAGUCCGGACUAUUUCAUGAAGCAGUCUGUGGUGUUUGUGACCAUCAACUACAGACUGGGAGCAUUGGGAUUCCUUAGUCUACGAGAUCCAAAACUCGAUGUUCCUGGAAAUGCCGGGCUCAAGGAUCAAGUGAUGGCCCUUCGCUGGAUCAGCCAGAAUAUUGCCCAUUUCAAUGGAGAUGCCAACAACAUAACCCUGAUGGGUGAAAGUGCAGGAGCGGCAUCUGUUCAUGUGAUGAUGACCACAGAACAAACUCGUGGACUCUUUCACAAGGCCAUCCUGCAAUCGGGAUGUGCUCUAAGUGAAUGGGCUGAGAGUCCUGACAGGCAGUGGGCCUUCCGGUUGGCUAAAAAACUAGGCUACAAGGGAGAUGAAAAGGAUGCGGAUGUACUGGGCUUUCUAAGCCGAGUUUCUCCCCAGAAAAUAGCGACGUGUGAUCAGGAUAUCAUUACGCAGGAUGAGGUACGCAGCUUUCUGCUUUUCGCCUUUGGCCCAGUCGUGGAGCCCUACGAAAGUGAACACUGCGUGGUACCUAGGAGACACAAGGAGCUCCUAGCCGGCGCCUGGGGAAACGAUAUACCCAUAAUCAUGGGUGGAAAUUCCUUCGAGGGCUUGUUCUCCUAUCAAAUUCUAAGAGGCGAUCCUUGGGUAAUGAAAAACUUUCACAACAUCCUGCCACGGGAAGUGAGUGAGGCCAGCAGCCAGGAGGAGCGGGAUCUGCUUGUUCGACGCCUCAAAGAAGUUUACUUCAACAAUGGGGAUCAGCAGACAAUGGAUAUGUUUGAGGCGUUGAAUAUAUUCUCUCAUCGUCAGAUAUGGCACGAUAUGCAUCGCCUGGCUCUCGCUCGAAGGACCUAUGCGCCCAGCAAAUCCACCUAUUUAUAUCGCUUUGACUUUGACUCUCCGCACUUUAAUCAAUUUCGAUGGUUAGUCUGCGGAAAUCGUGUUCGGGGAGUUUCCCAUGGCGAUGACCUGUCUUACCUCUUUUACAAUGUCAUUUCGUCGAAGCUGGAGAAAUCCUCCAAGGAGUAUCAGACCAUUGAGCGAAUGGUGGGCAUGUGGACAUCAUUUGCCGCGAAAGGAGAUCCAAACUGUGAAGAAAUAGGAGAUGCAAAGUGGGAGCCUCUCCAGCCAAUGGAAAGCGGUGUGGAGCAGUGCUUCAAUAUAAGCCACGACUUGGAGAUGCUGGAACUGCCUGAGGCCGAUUCCCUGGCUCUCUGGGACACCUUCUAUCCAAAGGAAGCUCUGUUCUAUAUGGAAGUAAAUGUCGAAUGGCCAAAGCUGCUCAAGAUGGGCGCCAAAAUGGUGGGCCACAAGUUCCAGCAAUACCGCCUUGCCACAGGUGAAAAAGUGGUUCUGGAUACCAAAUAUGGACUUGUACAGGGACUUCAAAGAAAGACGCUCUACGAUGAGGAGCUGUACUUUGCCUUUGAGGGAAUUCCCUAUGCAAAGCCCCCGGUGGGUGAGCUCCGAUUCAAGGCUCCACAGCCCCCAGAACCCUGGCAGGGAGUCCUCAAUUGCACCACGUAUCGAUCCAAGCCCCUCCAAAGGAACAUGGUCCUGGGCAUUGUGGAGGGAAGUGAGGAUUGCCUGCACCUGAAUGUGUAUGCCAAGACUCUGAAAUCGGAGAAACCACUGCCCGUGAUUGUGUGGAUAUAUGGCGGAGGAUUCCAGAAGGGAGAAGCCUCGAGGGACAUUUACAGUCCGGACUAUUUCAUGAAGCAGUCUGUGGUGUUUGUGACCAUCAACUACAGACUGGGAGCAUUGGGCUUUUUGAGCCUCAAGGAUUCCAGCCUAGACGUUCCUGGAAAUGCCGGGCUCAAGGAUCAAGUGUUGGCUCUCCGUUGGAUCAGCCAGAAUAUUGCCCAUUUCAAUGGAGAUCCCAACAACAUCACACUGAUGGGUGAAAGUGCAGGAGCGGCAUCUGUUCAUGUGAUGAUGACCACAGAACAAACUCGUGGACUCUUUCACAAGGCCAUCCUGCAAUCGGGAUGUGCUCUUAAUGAAUGGGCUGAAUGUCCGGAUCGCAAUUGGGCCUUCCGGUUGGCCCAGAGCUUGGGCUAUAAGGGUGGCGAAAAGGAAGCGGAUGUACUCUGUUUUCUACGCAGUGCUUCCGCUCGCAAAAUGGCGUCUGCUGACCAGGACUUAGUUACACUUGAAGAGAUGCGCAGUUUCUUACUCUUUUCUUUCGCACCUGUCGUGGAACCUUACGAGACUGAUCAUUGUGUAGUGCCAAGGAGGCAAAAGGAUCUACUAUCCGAGGCCUGGGGCAACCAGAUACCCGUAAUCAUGGGUGGCAACUCCUUUGAGGGUCUGUUCUCCUAUCAAGUGGCGAAGAGUGAUCCUUGGUGUCUGAACAAUUUUCAAUAUAUAUUGCCCAGGGAAAUUAAGGAAACCGCUAACCACAAGGAGCUGGAUAUACUGGUUCGGCGCUUAAAAAAGCACUACUUUAACAACGAGCUCCAUGAAUCGAUGGAUUUGUUUGAGGCUCUAAAUAUAUUCUCCCAUCGCCAGAUUUGGCACGAUAUGCAUCGCCUGGCCCUCGCUCGAAGAACCUACGCUUCUCAUACCCCAACAUAUUUAUAUAGAUUUGAUUUUGAUUCUCCGCACUUUAACCAAUUCCGGUGGUUAGUCUGCGGUGAUAGUGUUCGUGGAGUCUCCCAUGCCGAUGAGUUGUCUUACCUCUUCUACAAUAUAAUCGCUUCCAAACUGGAUAAAUCUUCGAAAGAAUAUCAGACCAUAGAAAGAAUGGUGGGAAUGUGGACAUCGUUUGCCGCGACUGGAAAUCCCAAUUGUCGGGAAAUGGGAAAUGCCAAAUGGGAGCCUCUUCAGCCAAUGGAAAGUGGCGUGGAGCAGUGUUUUAACAUCAGCAAAGAGCUGGAUAUGAGAGAACUUCCAGAGGCCAAAGCUCUGGCAGUGUGGGACUCCUUCUACUCAAAGGAAGAUCUUUACUAAGAUUUAAUUUUA
Messenger RNA from Drosophila serrata, 3768 nucleotides. Its product is annotated as esterase B1-like. Lineage: Eukaryota; Metazoa; Arthropoda; Insecta; Diptera; Drosophilidae. The record is from RefSeq and is a predicted model, not a curated record.